Carassius gibelio (silver crucian carp) is the source of this 1561-nucleotide messenger RNA. Its product is annotated as CD209 antigen-like protein C. NCBI's taxonomy places the organism in Eukaryota, Metazoa, Chordata, Actinopteri, Cypriniformes, Cyprinidae. The coding region runs from base 134 to 925 and encodes 263 amino acids. The transcript is spliced from 5 exons. The record is from RefSeq and is a predicted model, not a curated record.
CACACACUGACCACAAGCUUGUUUUCAAAUAGCUUCAAAAAGAAGACGUGACUACUGACUACUGACUACUUAAACACAACUACACAUGAACAAGGAACUAAAUAAUUUAACGCUUAAUGUUUAAAGAGCAGAAAUGUCUGAAGAUAUUUAUAACAAUGUCAUUGGGACUGAGUUUGAGGGAAAGAACAAAGAUAGAGUGGAGAUGACCGUGGAUAUCUAUGAGAGUGUAGAUUGUGUGAGAGAUUGUGACUUCAAAAAAGAAACGAACACAACCCAACCACUUCAGCACACAGGAAGUGAUUCAGUGAAAACCAGAAUCUCCAGAGCAGCUGUAGUGUGUUUGGUGCUUCUGUGUGUUCUUCUGCUGACUGCAGUCAUAGUGCUGUGUGUCCACAUCCAUACAAAGAACACAAAUUACACAGAAGAGAAAGACCAGCUACUAACUAAGAUCACCAACCUCACAGAAGAAAGAGACCAGCUUAUAAUAAAGAACAGAAAUGUGUUGAAUCAACUUUCAAUUCCUGAUGGAUGGAUUUACUAUCAAUCCAGUUUUUACUACAUGUCCAAUGAGACAAGGAACUGGACUGAGAGCAGUAAAGACUGUCAGAAGAGAGGAGCAGAUCUGAUCAUCAUCAACACCAGAGAGGAACAAGAUUUUGUUAAGAAGAUUACUGAUAGAAGAGAAUUCUGGAUUGGUCUGACUGACAGUGAAGUGGAGGGCACAUGGAAAUGGGUUGAUGGCAGCACAGUAACCUAUGAGUUCUGGGAGCGGGAAACAAAAGAGCCAAAUGGAGGAACACUAGAGAACUGUGUUGUGACUUAUUUAACAAAGAAUCCUCAAUUAAAAGGGUGGCUUGAUGUUCCAUGUAAUGGUGCUUAUCAGUGGAUCUGUGAGAAGAAUAUUUCACCUCUCAUACAGCAAUAAGAACAUCAUAUACAUUAUUAUUAUUAUUAUUAUUAUUAUUAAAUUUAUUUUUGGUUAUCUAAUUGUAACAGUACAAAUCAUUCAUAAUGAUUAUCAUCUAAAUUAGGGCUGUCCAUUCUGGCUCCUGAAGCAUUACUUUUGAAGCAGAAUGUAGAUCCAGCACACUGUUAUUUUAACAUCAUUAAUAUGCUAUUAUAGUUUGAAUUAUUAUUUUUCAUUUGUUUUAAUUUUAUAUUCCUUCUUUUUUAAUUUUGGUAAAGGUUUUAGUAAUUUUUGUUGUGUUAUUAUUUUAGUACUUCAAGGUAAACUCAACGUAAAUGAGAAAUGUGGCUUUGGCAGCUACCUGAAAAAAAAAAAAGUUAACUUUGCUAACACUUUAUUUUGACAGUCCACUGUAGACAUUCUAUUAACAGUAAAUAUAUUUGCAAGUACAUGUCAACCACCAAUCAUUAGAAUAUUAUCAGACUUAAUAUCAGCUAACACUUUAUUUUGAUGGUCCCCUAACAAACAUUCUACUGACUAUAAGUGUCACAGAACAGUGUUGUAGAACAUACACGCACACACACCUGAAGUGAAUAAUGAAUAAAAUUCAACAACCAUGACAAUAAACUAAACAUGGAAAAGUGCAAACUGAAA